Caenorhabditis briggsae is the source of this 561-nucleotide messenger RNA. Bases 1 to 561 code for a protein of 186 amino acids. The transcript has 4 exons. NCBI's taxonomy places the organism in Eukaryota, Metazoa, Nematoda, Chromadorea, Rhabditida, Rhabditidae. The record is from RefSeq and is a predicted model, not a curated record.
AUGUCGACAGAAGAAGAAACACAAGCGGAUGAUGAGUCGUUUGGGUCAAUUACUCCAGAAUUCAUAGCUCAUCUAAAUUCAGAAUUGGGAACGCCUUUUCUCAGAAACCGGAGUACUCCGAACAAAUCUUUUUUGAGGAGAAUCGGAGGAAAGAGAACUCGAGAAGAUGUCACCAGCCGAUCGAGAACUGAAAUCAUAAACUGGGUUCUGGAAAGUGCUGAACUUAUUAAAGUUUGCAUCUGUCCAUAUUGCCUAAAAAUUCAUUCAAGACGAGACAACACACGAGUACAUAUCAAAAAGGAUCAUAAAGGUUGGGAAGUUCGGGAGUUCAUUGAAGGCGUCGACGCAAAUUUAGAUCAUGUUCGACGGGUUAAUGAAAUUGGAAAAUUUACAGUACCUCCCCCCCCCCCCCCCCCCCCACCCCAAUGGGAAUGCAAUAUUUUUCCUUUUGUAUUUAUGCAAAUUUCAACAAAAAAAUUCACAGAGAAGAAGGUUUUUUUUAAAGAAAAUUCAAGAAAAGUGAUUGAUGGGGAACUGAAGAGAAUUUUAGAAAAGGGAUAG